CCCUCGAAGAAAACCCUCGUGUUAAAAAAACACUACCCCCAAACUGAGGAUCAAAGAAACCCUAAAAAGUCCUCACAAAAUACCUUAAAAAAUCCCCGAAAAAUGUUUCGAAACCAGUACGACACGGACGUGACCACGUGGUCCCCCGCCGGCCGCCUGUUCCAGGUGGAGUACGAUGGAUUCCAGGUGGAGGAGGCGAUGGAGGCGGUGAAGCAAGGAAGCGCCGCCAUCGGGCUCCGAUCGAAGACCCACGUCGUGCUCGCCUCCGUCAACAAGGCCUCGUCGGAGCUCUCGUCGCAUCAGAAGAAGAUCUUCAAGGUCGACGAUCAUAUCGGGGUCGCGAUCGCGGGAUUGACCGCGGACGGUAGGGUUUUGUCGAGGUAUUUGAGGAAUGAGUGCAUCAAUCAUAAGUUUGUUUAUGAGGAUCCCCUGCCGGUUGGGAGAUUGGUCGUGCAGUUGGCUGAUAAGGCUCAGGUUUGCACACAACGCUCUUGGAAGAGGCCCUAUGGUGUAGGCCUCCUCGUUGCAGGUCUCGAUGAAUCUGGAGCUCAUCUUUACUACAACUGCCCAAGCGGAAACUACUUUGAAUACCAAGCAUUUGCCAUUGGAUCCCGCUCCCAAGCUGCAAAGACCUACCUUGAGAGAAAAUUCGGGAGCUUCUCUGAUUACACUCGUGAUGAACUAGUCAAAGAUGCGCUCUUUGCCAUCAAAGAGACAUUGCAAGGAGAGAAGCUAACGAGCUCCAUAUGCACCGUUGCUGUUCUUGGGGUUGGCGAAUCAUUCCAUGUGAUCGAUCAGGGCACUAUUCAGCGGUUGAUCGAUUCUCAAGAGAUCGGGGAUGAACCUGCUGCAGCUGCUGGUGAUGCUCCUGCAGCUGAUGCUGCUGGUGAAGAACGAGGUGGAGCUCAGGAGGGAGAGGCUGCACCAAUGGAUAUCUGAGGUUUCUAUGAUUAUGUGGUUCGAUGUACGUCCGGUUAUGAAUUUCUAUGCUUGUUUCCUGACAACAUGAACAUUAGUCUGAAAAUCCAGUUGAUAGGAACAUUGUGGUUUAUUUUGGAGGAAAGGGGGAAACUUGUGGCUCUUAAAAUGGGUGAUUUCUUUUGGGAAAUCCGCUGAUGUGUUAUAAUGGGAUUGUGAUGUUUGUUAUUUCGAACUCAAUAUGAUUGAAAUUGUUAGCCUCGGCCUCGGAAGUUUGAACCAA
Messenger RNA from Asparagus officinalis (garden asparagus), 1201 nucleotides. RefSeq names its product proteasome subunit alpha type-1-A-like. Gene Ontology annotation, cellular component: proteasome core complex; proteasome core complex, alpha-subunit complex. The record is from RefSeq and is a predicted model, not a curated record. Gene Ontology annotation, biological process: ubiquitin-dependent protein catabolic process. Lineage: Eukaryota; Viridiplantae; Streptophyta; Magnoliopsida; Asparagales; Asparagaceae.